Molecule: messenger RNA, 7128 nt
Organism: Anolis carolinensis (green anole)
Lineage: Eukaryota; Metazoa; Chordata; Lepidosauria; Squamata; Anolidae
Gene: bdnf
Product: brain derived neurotrophic factor
Exons: 2
Coding region: 1291-2031 (246 amino acids)
Biological process (GO): nerve growth factor signaling pathway; negative regulation of neuron apoptotic process; nerve development
Cellular component (GO): axon; dendrite; synaptic vesicle
Molecular function (GO): nerve growth factor receptor binding; growth factor activity
Source: RefSeq, a predicted model, not a curated record
GUCAGCCAGUGGAAUGGUAGAUUUUCUUGGAGCCGCAUUAAGACCAGUGUGGAUGAGCCCUGUGAUGGCAAGCUCAGAAAGCCAUAGAGCCUUGGUUCUCAACCUGUGGGUCCCCAAGGGUUUUGGCCUUCAACUCCCAGAAAUCCUAACUGCUGGUAAAUUGUCUGGGAUUUUUGGGAGUUGUAGACCAAAACCUCUAGGGACCCACAGGCUGAGAACCACUGCCAUGGAGCUAGAAGGCCCCUUCAAUGCCAUCGCCUGUCAUGGAGGAACACCCAAUCAAAGCACUUCGGACAGAUGCCCUUCCAACCUCCGCUUAAAAAUCUCCAGAGGAGGAGACACACGCCCAGGGAGUGCAUCUUACAGAAAGGGAGUUCUUCCCAAUGUUUUGGGGGAUCUCUUUCUCCUGGAAUUGGAAUCCACGCAAAGCGGGCUCCCUGUAUCCCUUUUCCUUAAAGAGUGAGAGUGGGAGCAAGAGGAGGGAAGAGUCCUGAGUCAAGAGGGAGCCUUUCCCACCCGGGUGCCCUUUGGCGGGGUGGGGAUGCCCCCCUCUGCUUCCGGCGAAGGCGAGGCUGCAAGGAGGGGGAAAGCCAAGCACGGGCGAGGCUGGUGGGCUCGUUUUGGACUGGGAAAGGAAAGGAAAGGAAAGGAGGAGGUGUCGGUGUGGACGGCGUUGCGGUGCUCCCUGCUGCGGAGCGCCUCUUUUUGCUCCUCUCUUUCUCUCUCGGGCGGAGGGUGUCAUAUGACAUCCCACGUCAAAGAAGGGCGGGCCCAGCACCCGCGCGUGGAUUCCCCUUCGCGGAGAGAGAAAGCGAGAGAAGGAGUGCGCUUGGUUCGUGCUCCUCUCUUCCCUCCUCCUCCUCCUCCUCUUCCUCCCGCCCAGCAGCAUGCAGUCUCUCCGUCCCGACCAAGAUCAGAUGGAGCGAACUCAAUCAGAGGAUGCCAUGAUUCCCUUGGCCACGCAAUUUCCACUAUCAAUUAUUUAGCCAUUGGGAAAACAAACCCCCCUCUCCCAAAAAGAGAGAGAGAGAGAAAGAGGCAACCGAGGAGGUGGGCUGAGACUUGACUCACAAAGAGAGGGAGAGAAAUAUUUGGGGGAGUGAGUAGUGGAAGUGCUGGAUCUGGUUUGAAUGCCUGAAGUUCUGCACAUCCCUCCCCCUCGAGAAAUACAGCCACGAGGCGCCCUCCCAGGCGUCCCGCGCGCGGAUGGUAACUUUGGGCGAGUGGGCGCUUUAAAGGAGGCCAAGGAGGCGAACCGGAGAGCGCAAGUUCCACCAAGUGAAAAGAGUGAUGACCAUCCUUUUCCUUACUAUGGUUAUUUCAUACUUCAGUUGCAUGAAAGCUGCCCCAAUGAAAGAAGUUAGCCUCAGAGGACAAGGCAGCUUGGCUUAUCCUGGUCUUCGGACACAGGGAAACUUGGAGAACCUAGGUGGGCCUAAUGACGCCACACGGGGAUUGACAUCUUUGGCAGACACUUUUGAACAUGUCAUAGAGGAGCUCCUGGAUGAGCAGCAGCCUGUCCAGCCCAGCAAGGAAAACAAGGAUGCAGAUUUGUACUCGUCUCGGGUUAUGCUCAGCAGUCAAGUGCCUUUGGAGCCUCCACUGCUCUUUCUGCUUGAGGAGUAUAAAAAUUACUUGGAUGCUGCAAACAUGUCCAUGAGGGUCCGGCGUCACUCUGACCCUGCUCGCCGUGGAGAGCUGAGUGUGUGUGACAGUACAAGUGAAUGGGUGACAGCAGCUGAGAAAAAGACUGCGGUGGACAUGUCAGGGGCAACGGUUACUGUUCUGGAAAAAGUACCUGUACCCAAAGGCCAACUGAAGCAAUAUUUUUAUGAGACCAAAUGCAACUCAAAGGGUUACACGAAAGAGGGCUGCAGGGGCAUAGACAAGAGGUACUGGAAUUCCCAGUGCCGAACUACCCAGUCUUACGUGCGAGCUCUCACCAUGGAUAACAAAAAGAGAGUUGGAUGGCGGUUUAUAAGAAUAGACACUUCCUGUGUGUGUACACUGACCAUAAAAAGGGGAAGAUAGUGGAGUCAUGUUGUAUAGAUUAUAUUGAGACAAAAAUUUAUCUAUUUGUAUAUAUACAUAACAGGGUAAAUUAUUCAGUAAGAAAGAAAAUAAUUUUAUGGACUGCAUGUAUAAAUGAGGUUUAUACAGUACAGUGGUUCCACAAUCUAUUUAUUGAACAUAUCCAUGACCUAGAGGGGAACAAAAGGAGGAAAAAAAGAUAUCCAUUUGCGCACAACUUUGAGAAACAAAACAAAUUUGCAUUACAUUCCUCUAACAUUGUGGUUUGUUGCCAUUGCCAAGAAUUGAAAACGAUAAAAAAUUAAAAAAAUAAAAUUGCAUGCUGCUUAAAUUGUGAAUUGAUGAUAAACUGUCCUCUUUCAGAAAAAAAAUUGAACCAAAACAUUCCGUUUACAUUUUAGACAGUAAGUAUCUUUAUUCUUGUUAGUAUUAUAUCUGUUUACUGCUUUAAAAUUCUUCUGGUAGCGUUGGAAUUAAAACAAUGUCAAGGUGCUGUUGUCAUAGUUUUACUGUUGAUUUUUUUUUCUAAUUUUAAUUUUGAAAUUCCCACAUGGUUUUAAAAGAGGGGAGAACUCCCCAUCAUCACCGUAUAUGUUCUGGAUAAAACAAAUUUGGGGUUUUUUUGUAUGUUGUGAAGGUGUUUGCAAUAUCAAAUCAGACUACUGAAAAAAAUAAUAAAAAAAGAGGCAACUGAAAAAAAGGCAGUGUUGAUGUUCCUCCCAGUGCUCUUUCCUAGUCUGCAAGCAGCACUUUCAUGUUGGUCCAUGCAAUUCUGUGAUUAUUGCUUGAAAAGGCUUGCAUUUUGCUUGUUACAUGUUGGUUGUAAAUGGGUUAUCCCCAUUUCACCUUCCCCCUUUUGGGAAGGAAAUGAAUCACAGUGUCUUCAAAUACGUUUCCCGUUCUCCUAGGGUGUUGAGAACAAAGACAGUUGCAAGAGAGAGCCACCUACACAGGUGAUAUGCACCCAUUGGAUUUGGUGCCAGGUUGCAUUGAGCUUUCGACAAACACACCUCUUGAUGAGGACAGAGAAUUGCAUCCAUGUUAAGGGUCAGCGGCCAUGCAACUAGAACUGGAACAGGGGCAGAUAGGGUUUGUAUUUAUGGCUUAUUGGAAAUGCCACAGAAAAUUUCACAAGGGGAGAGGAUCGCACAAAGAUCAAAUUCCAUUUAAGGAAAUAUUUUGGGGGUGCCACAACAUUGUAAUGUAUGGAUCCAGCCCACUCCUUGUGGGUCUACAAUCAAUUGGUUUUUGGUGGCACCAAUUUCCAUUGAAUAUAGCCUUGCAGUGAAGCAGGAAAGGCUUUUAUGAUGAAUGAAAAUAUGUAGUGCCACUUGAUGCUCUUAUUGCAAAAGGAAUGCCUAGUAUGCCCUAGUUCUCAAAACACCUGCUACUUUCUGUACUUGAGAUAAUAUGAAAGAAUCCAGGCCUGAAGGAGUGGCUCUGGAAUCAGGUAGGCAGAGCCUUCUACCUCAAAACCCAACUACCUGUUGCAUCUAAAUAUGCCUGUAAAGGUCUACGUCUUUUGGAGGGGUAGCACACAAUAGCCUUAAUUCCUACAGGGAACAUAAUCCUGUAGAAACACAGUUUUUGUUUAAAAGUAAACCCUAGGAUGCAAUCCUGGCAUCAGUAGUAUGCACUUUAAUUAAAGCUGACUUCAGUGGGAUGCAUAUGUCAGUAACUGAGCACAGGACUGAAGAUUCAGGUGAAGGAUAAUUAUUGUCUACUCCAGCAUAACCUACAGCACAAAUAGAUAAUGGCUACACAAAGUCAUGACAGCAAGAAAUUAGCUUGGCCACAGAUGAAAUUGUUGAACUGCAACUCUCAGCAGCCCUGAGAGUCAAUGAUUCCCUCCCUUAUAAAGGUAUUUCUCACCCUUGUAAAGGUAGGCAUCCUAUGACCCAUGUAUAACAAUACACACAAUGUAAUUUUGCAAGGGGUAUUCACAUGCAUAUUUUAUAGUAAAGAUGCAUGCUUUCCUGGCUUUUAGAGUUUUGCUAGAAAGAUGAUUUUGGCUUGCUGUAGAAUGUAGUUUGUACAAACAGUUGUUGAGAUCUGUCUUCAUCUGGAUGUACCACUACAGAUGGAGUCUUCUUUUCCUUCUCCAUUGAUGUUCUGCCUACAAACUUAGUAUGUCAGACAAAACAUUAAACCAGAGCCCUCUUGAUGCAUCUAGUUUCCCUUGGGUCAUCUAGAAUAGUAGUUCUGAACCUGUGUCCCCCUAGGUGUUUUGGACUUCAGCUUCCAUAUCUUCCAGCAUUAUAGCUAAUUAUCAAAGAUGCUGGGAGCUGAGGUCCAAAACAUCUGGAGAUCCAGUUUGAGAACCACUUAUUUAAAGCAGUACAGUCCAGAGACUGGGUUACUGUUUAAUCUGCUGUUUCAACAAACUAAGCUAUGAAUAAAAAUAUGCUUCUUGGGUGAUAUAUGAGCAUUUUAAAGAUUUGUGGCUUUAGAUAUAUUUGAUUUUUUAGCCUUGGCAAUUCAAAUGUAUAUUAAUAAUUUACCUAUUGAAUUAAAUUAGCAAUGCAAAGUAGUCUACCUACUAUCAUUAAUACCCACCCCGUUGCAUGAUUAUCAAAACUAAUAUUUGACCAUGAACAAAAACUGAGAAUAUUGUUUAAAAGUUAAGAAUUCCAGGUUUAUGAUUGACCUCAAUUAUCUGAAGAACAAGGUUGGUUUGGGCUUGUUUUAAAAUGUGCCUACCAUCCUUGGACAUGUGUUCACUGUUAGAAUACACUGGCUCAAUUGAUCAUUGAAAGUGUGUGAAUAGAUACCAUUCCAUUAAUCAACUCUGUUUAUGUCAGGCAAAUAAAUAGUUCCCCUAAAAGAAAGCAGAUGUUGGUACUGUCCAGGAGACCCAACUAGCACUGAAUAAUCCUUACAGUCCAAGGACAAUUCCUUCUUUCAACUUUACCCCACAUCCCAGAAUAUCUUUUUCAAAAUGUUCAAAUACAUAUUUCAUACUGCUGUAAUCUAUAGGCAGAUUAAAAAAAAUCAAAGUUGCAUUAAUCCACAUUUGGAAUGGGAAAGAUUAUUUUAAGAUUAUGUUUUAAACAAAAGUUACUUUUGCUUGCACAUUUGAAAGUGGGAAUGGAGGUCAGGAAUUGCAAUCCCUCCCACAUUUUUUCUUAUGCUAAGAUAAAAGAUGAUGGUCCCUAUUUCAUUCAAAAUUAUAGCUAUUCCCCUGCUUUGUGAGUUGACGUUGCCUUCAAGUUGUCUAUGGCAACUACAUGAUUUUCACGGCAUUUUUUAGAUUAUACUCAGAGAUAGUUUGCCAUUGCCUUCUUCUUAAUAUAUUCUAACAACUGAUAUUUCUUGGUAAUUUUCUUUCCAAGUAUUGACCAGGGCUGAUCCUGCUUAGGUCCAAGAUCAUUAUGAAGGGUUGCAGAAAAUUGGAGAAAAGUUUUGUACCUUGAAUAGUUGUGUAGAAAAAAUAUUGUCAGCAUGUAUUGCUUGUUACCUGGUUGCAUGACAAACAACACCUGACAAAAUUCCUUCUGCUACACAAUCAAUAAAUAUACAGAAACCUACUCCACUUUUUAAUUUGGCAACCCUAAACAGCAGUCAUAUUCUCAAAGCACAUCUGUUGCUAUUAUAGGGAUGUCUUCUAACUCUCCUUCUAGCUGGGUCAAUAAUUUGUCUCUCAGUGGAAACCUAAAUUGGCCAACUAAAUUCCCACUAAUGUAUUGCAAUAGGACAUUAUUUAAAGUCAUGGAGACAACAGUUGAAUUAAAGGGAAAGUCUGAAAAGAAAAUGAUUAUAUUUCAUGUAUUGUGUAUCAUCCUGAUUUGGGCUGCACAAAUGAUUUCUGGAAUACAAGUAUAAUCCUCCUUCUGGAUUAAUAGUACAGCAAUGAAAGGAAGUUAGUUUACUAAGAUAUAAUGUCUUCCAGGACAGGAAGCAAUUAAAAAUAUUUUAGUACCUAUUAGAUAUCAAUUGGCUUUCAAGAAAUGUUUCCCUGAUGACCAUGAUGCAUUGGAUCCUUUUAUGGGUGACUACUUUGAAAUCCGUUAGACAGAACUAACUUAGAUUCCAUGAAUUUCCAUGGCUCUGUCAUCAGUAUGGCUAAAUCUGGAUAUCAAAUAGUGUGCAACAGAAUUGCUUAGGAAUGAUAAGACUUAGUCAGUGUUUUCCCUGAAAAAAAAAACACAAAAAGAAUCUUCAAUACAGACCAAAAAUAUUUCCUUCAAUACAGACCAAAAAUAAUGCAAAUUAAGACGCACCUCCUCCAAACAGGUAAUAGCCCGGUUUUAUGAACGGACUCACAGGUUUAUAGGUUACAGACUAAAGCUAAGUAUAAAGAUGUAGUUCAUAAACCUUUCGAUACAAAACAUGAAUAAAUAGUUGCAUUUUGCAAAUGUGCAAAGAAGAAAACAAGUACAGUUCCUUCUUUAGGUACAAGACUAUCAAAGAAAUCUGCUAUGCAACAAAUUAUUUUAUCACAAAUUAGUCCCCAAGAUAUUUGUAAUUUUUGUAAACCCAAACCAGCAUGAUUAUACUCCCCCAUAGUUCAAAAGCACUAUUGGACACACUUAGUGAUGCUAUGCCAAACCUACUCUUUAAAAAUAUGUGAUCACAGGCUUGGCAGUUUUAGUUGUACUGAAGUUUCAAAAAUGUCACUUGUUAAUUGAAGUUUUGCUGUGCUCUGUUUGUGGCAAAAGUAUUUCAUGCAUGUCAUUGGCCCUAAUGUUUUGUUUUUUAAAAAAGACCUCUUGCAAAUGUAAGUUAAUGUCUGUGGCCUUGUUCUCUCUUAUUCACUAUGUGUAACAAAUAUUUAUUGUAUAUUUAUAUAAUUUUAUGGGAUUUUUGGAAAAAAUGAAUCUGGCAUUAAAUCUUACAGGCAUCUGGUUCACAUUGUAAAUAUAAUUAAGCUAUAUUUAAGUGUAUUGAUUAACAUAUAAUAUAUGUUUAAAUAUAGAUUUUUAUGUUUUUUAAAUAUAUUUUCAAAAUAUAUAUAUAUAAAAACUCGGGGGUUUUGGGACCAUGUGACUUUUCUCUAAUUGUAAACCAAACAUGCGUUUUACAAUGAAGAUGUGUGUUCUUUUUUUCCCAAAACAAAAUCUACUUUUAUUUUAACAAUAAAAUCUUCUUGGUAAGGCA